UACCUAUUGGAUCUAAGGAGGUACCUAUACUCUCCUACUCUUCCAACAAACCACGAUAAUUUUAAUUCUCUUACAAUACUUAUUUGUAAAAAUGGUCCUCGUGAAUCGAAUGAAGCAAUUCGAAGCCGCAUUCGGCUUGACGCUACCUAUCUCAUCUCCAAUCGUCCUACGUCUAGAUGGUCACUGCUUCUCGCGCCUUACGACCCAGACAUAUUUUCGGCGGCCCUUUGACCAACGCAUCCACGAUGCCAUGAUCGCUACUUGUUCUGACUUAUUACUGAACUUCUUCCCCGAUGCUACUGUCGCUUACACACAUUCUGACGAAAUCACGCUAGUGUUUCCGAGAGGUGAUAACCAAUUCUUUACCCAGCCGGUGCAGAAGCUCGCAUCUCUGGCUGCUGGUUAUUGUAGCGUGCGAUUCAACGCGCAUCUUAAAGCUGCAUUGGACCCAGAUCUCGGGGACCAACUUCAAGGUGGGGUCGAGCUCCUGUUUGGCACUGUCUACUUUGACGCCCAGGUUUUUACUGUGCCGAGCAUCGAGGAGGCUCUAAACUACUUGCUUUGGCGAUGCUCUGAUUAUGCAGUAACGAGCAGCAUCAAUGCGCUUGCGGGUACCUUAUUUAGCGAUAGCCAAAUACACAAUAAGACCCACGAAGAGCUAGUGGAGAUGAUGCGUCAGGAGAAGAACAUCGUCUACGAAGAAGUCGUACCAAGAUGGGCAGUCGAGGGAUGCCUUGUAAAGAGGGAGUUGUGUCACCAUGAACUCCCGGAUGCUCGGAUAGGCCAGACGGGGGAGACGCCGGCGAUGAGGACUCGCACGAGUACAGAAGAGAGAGGCCUCAGAGAGUUCAGUGCAGACAACCUCAAAUUAGUAACAGAGGGGUAUUGGAAUGACCUUGGCUCAUCUUCAGUUUCCAGGAGGGUAGUUCCUACUAUAACUGAUAACAGCUCUAUUGCCACUGCAAAUGCGACUAUAUUCGGUCCUAACGUCUACGUCUUCGAUCCGAGGAUGCCCGCAGCUAAAAUCCAGGACAAAGUAACAGCCAUCUUCAAGCAGAUGGAAGCUAAUGAGUUUGGUACGGAGAGAUAUGCUCUUCUUUUUAAGCCAGGAGUCUACAACAUACUAUUCGAUAUAGGCUUCUACACGCAGGUCGCUGGGCUCGGCCGGAAUCCGGAUGAUGUGUUGAUUGAAGGCGGCGCCAACGUGCCGGCCUACUGGAUGCCGAACCGUAACGCCACGUGUAACUUUUGGCGAGCAUUCGAGAAUUUUUCUAUCAACGCCUCGGCGGCCACUAAUAACACAACGACGAUUGCAGUGUCGCAAGCCGCGCCACUGCGACGCAUGCAUGUGCGAAGCUCGAACGGUCUCUGGUUAUUCCAGGUCGACCCGAGCACGGGAGCGGGAGGUUGGGCUUCCGGAGGGUUUAUGGCCGAUUCAGUGGUCGACUACCAGGUGCUUCCCGGCUCGCAGCAGCAAUGGCUAUCACGUAACAAUAGGUACGGUAGCUGGGCUAACGCCGUGUGGAAUAUGGUAUUCGUCGGUGACUCCAGUGCACCUAGCCAAGAUAACUUCCCAGAUUCCCCAUAUACUACCGUGGAUCGAACUCCUAUCAUGAGAGAGAAGCCUUUCCUUUACAUCACAGCUCAAGGUCAAUACGAAGUUUUCGUGCCUGCAUUACAGACCAAUACAAAAGGGCCUAGCUGGACGGAUGGGUCUUCAACGGCUGGCGUGUCUAUCCCUAUUGAUCGAUUCUAUAUUGCUCAGCCCUCUACAUCUAGUGCGGCAAGUAUCAACUCGGCCUUAGAUUCUGGGAAACACGUCAUCUUCGCACCGGGAAUCUAUAAACUUGACCACGCCCUGCGUGUCUCACGGGCGGACACCAUCAUCCUCGGGUUGGGUCUACCCUCACUUAUUCCAACAUGCGGCCAACCAGCUCUAACCGUUGCUGAUGUGAGCGGUGUGACGCUCGCGGGUCUCAUAAUUGAUGCGGGUGAGAUUAGUUCACCGACUCUCAUCGAAGUCGGACCGCCGAAUAGUUCGGCCGACCACGGGUCAAACCCGACGUUUCUCUACGACUUGACGAUACGGACCGCCGGCCACGCCAAGAACAAGGUCGGCAUCACCAUCAAUAGCCGCAAUGUAGUCGGCGACCAGCUUUGGCUUUGGCGCGCGGAUCACGGCGACGGUGCAGCCUGGGAUGCUAACCCUACGAACAACGGCGUGGUGGUUAACGGCGACAACGUGACGAUAUAUGGUUUGUUCAACGAGCAUCACAAGGAGUUUCAGACUGUCUGGAACGGAAACAAUGGCCGUCUCUACUUUUACCAGUCCGAAAUCCCUUACGAUCCCCCUAACCAGGAGUCAUGGAAGGGUAAAGACGGGAGGACCAACGGGUUCGCCUCGUAUAAGGUUGCCGACAGUGUGACGAACCACGAGGCUUGGGGGCUAGGCAUCUACUCGUACUUCCGGGACUCCCCUACGAAGCUGGAAAACGCCAUCGAAGUUCCGGAGGCCGAGGGCGUCAAAUUGCACCACAUGACUAUCGUGUGGUUAAACGGAGUGCCUGGUAGUGAGAUUACUCACAUCGUCAAUGGGAUUGGUGGCCGUGUCUAUGCGAACCAGCCAGAGUCUGCGAUGCGUCAAACCCUGAAUGAGUUUUCGGGCGGUAGCAAAUCAUAAUCUGCACUUGGGACUUCAACAUAUCUCCCGAUAUUUUCAUAUCUUUAUGGUGCAGAUCUAUCUAAUUAUCUACGCAACUAGGUUAGUUAAUACUUAUUGGUAAAACUUACACUAUGCUACAUAACUUAUUGACAGCUAGGAUCAUGGGAUAGGGUUUAUUCAAGGUUCAAUCGCAGCCAAGUAUUUCGUCAGCUUAGCUCUCAGUCACGUCAGUCUCGCACCAGUACAUAAUGAAU
Molecule: messenger RNA, 2916 nt
Organism: Daldinia vernicosa
Lineage: Eukaryota; Fungi; Ascomycota; Sordariomycetes; Xylariales; Hypoxylaceae
Product: glycoside hydrolase family 55 protein
Exons: 1
Coding region: 92-2680 (862 amino acids)
Biological process (GO): tRNA modification
Molecular function (GO): magnesium ion binding; tRNA guanylyltransferase activity
Source: RefSeq, a predicted model, not a curated record